Messenger RNA from Serpula lacrymans var. lacrymans S7.9, 1189 nucleotides. RefSeq lists its product as uncharacterized. Lineage: Eukaryota; Fungi; Basidiomycota; Agaricomycetes; Boletales; Serpulaceae. Bases 177 to 1058 code for a protein of 293 amino acids. Gene Ontology annotation, molecular function: protein binding. The record is from RefSeq and is a predicted model, not a curated record. The transcript has 3 exons.
GUUGCUUAUUGUGACUACAUGAGCGCUGAAUCCUGUAACUCGAUUUUCUUUUCUUUAACUAGUCUUCACGAUUACGAGGCAAUCCAUUCCGAGCUUCAGGUCAUUGUACAACUCUGGCAGCACGAUUUUGCAUUGGUCUUGGAUUGUAUCACCACUAGUACUGAGCGCGCAUCACGAUGCAAGCGGAGGAUGAGGUCUUAGAAUAUCAGCCCGUGAACGAAGAGACAUUCCAUCCGUUUUUCUCAUCUCCCGAUGGAGACGUUAUUCUAGGUGCCAAAGACCGAAGUCUGUUCCGCGUUCAUUCUUACACUUUGAAAACAACGUCUGGCUGGUUUCGCUCUUUGUUUUCAAUGCCUCAAAGAAACGCAUCCACAAAUCCAGAAGUAAUACAUCUCGACGAAGACACCGAUACCCUUGAAAAGAUUCUUCGCAUGAUUUGUGGACUACCUAUAAUACCUCUAAGUUCUUAUGACGAAGUCGACGCUUUACUAUUCGCGGCCGAGAAAUACGAUAUGCCAGGCCCAAUGUCGCUCGUCCGUAUUUUUGUUAUGACACCUCCCCUCCUUGACCAGCCACUUCGCCUCUACGCUGUAGCCAGCCGCUAUGGAUGGGAAAGUGAGACAAAGCACGCCUCGACUCAGACGCUGACCAUCAAUGUCCACGCCCUUGAAUACCGCUCUAUUCUACGCAAACUCGGAACAGAUGCUAUCCUUGAUCUGUUCCAGCUACACCGUGAUCGACGCGAAGGAAUUCGGCAACGCCUUGAUCAGCAUCCUUUCGUGGGAGGAUCAGCCGCGAACGUGGCUCAUUGUCCUAGGUGCAGGCGCCAGAUCGAUCACCAUACUUGGAGAGAGUUAAAAUACAGAGUGAUUCUGGAAAUGGAUGUUCGACCUCUGGGCGAUACCGUCAUUAAUCAUGGGUUGACAGAGUGGGCAGAGGCUCGAGCCUGCUGGGAAGCCAAGUGCCCCAACCCAGACUGUAUGUGUGUUUUGUACGACAAGGGAGAGACUUUGCGCCUGAUUCGCGAAUGUAUUGAUGGGUUACCGAGUACGAUAUAACUAUAUUUAUGGGAGUGGAUAUUAUCGGCUGAUUCAAUGUAAGUGGUCUAUAUACGAGCGAAGAUUAUGUAUCUACUAGCCCAUCGUCGAGUAAUAUAUAACUUUGCAAUAAAUCACGUGACCAAACGCCA